CAUUGCUUUAAAAUACAUUUUGUAGUUUACGUUCAUUUAAAAUCUUUGAAAACUUGGGGGACUCAAAAGGCACCCAAUUCAGAGAACCAGAAUUUCCCUUUCCCCUGACCGUUUUUCCGAUUAGUGAAGAACCAAUGCGAACCUAACUUCGUUGAGACCAUGGAUCAGACCAAAUACGCACUGAACACGUACUCCGUGUUAGCCGCCGUUCUGGGAAAAGUUAGCUUCUGGCUUGCACGGUAGCGGAUCAGAGUUUGUGUUUUAAAAAACAUUUCAGGAUCUUUGCUACUCCACUAAGUGACGGAUCAUGAAAAGGGCCAGAAGUGGUGAUGAGGAAGAUCCCCGGCAGAAUGCCUCUCCAGCCCAGCCGCAAAGUGAUGGGGACAGCAGUGGUUCUGGUUGUGGCCUCAGCUCAGCUGACAUGCAACAUAAAGAGGAUUCGCCGGGUACCCGGAGAGAAAUACGGAGCAAGUACAGAGAACUCAUCCUCUCAGUGCAAAAAAAUAGGGAAGACAUGCUGAGUGCUUCCAACAAUAAGCUCACAGAAGUUUUGGAAAAGGCAAACAAACUUUUUCAAGAUGUGCGGCAGCCGAGAGAAGCUGCUCUGGAUGCUCAGCUCCUCGUUGUGACCACAGACCUGGGCAACGAGAAAGCCAGCCAACUUUCCGCGGAGGGUGCUUCUUUUGAUUCAGUGGCUUUCACUGAACACCUUCUGUCCUACAUGGGUCUGAAACGACUAACCAAUGGGGAAGACGGGCAGCAAAACGGAGCGGCUUUUGGCUACCUGCCUCAGGAUGCUUGGCAAAAAGUGGCCCAGAGAGCAGAGAACUGUUUCAGGGCAGCCCCCUCCUUCCACUACAUGAUGGGUUCGUUCCAUGCAGAGCCGCCUCCUCCAAAGCAAAGGAUAGAACGGCAAAGGAAGGCCCCCACUAAAGAAGUGAAAAGGAUGAUGCCUACUCAGCUGAAGAAAAUGGGAGACUCCCAUCAAGAAGCAACAGAGAAAGAGGUGGAAAGGAUCCUGGGAUACCUGAAGAAGUAUUACCAAGAUGAUCCAACAUCACCAAUUUUGUAUUAUGAGUUUGUCAUCGACCCCAACUCGUUUUCCCGGACAGUUGAGAACAUUUUCCACACAUCCUUUCUCAUCCGGGAUGGGCUGGCCAGGAUGCAUUUGGAUAGUGACAGAUUACCUUGUAUAGCACCAGUGGAGGAGGGAGAGGUGGAAGCUGGAGGAUCAAGCAUCCGUAAACAGUGUAUUGUCUCCAUCAGCCCAAAACUAUGGAAGGAAAUAAAAGAGGCCUACGACAUCAGAAACCCAUUGAUUCAGCCUUCAAACAUGCAGCCUGAAUGAUGGACCCUGCUGUCUUUUGUUAGCUCAAUCCAAAAAUUGUUUUUAGAUGUUACUUAAAAAGAGUAUUUAAUUCUAGACUAGAUCACUCUUGUUAACACAUUAUAGUUUAAUUCAAGCUUUUACUGAUUUUAAGAAUUGAAUAAUAAAAGGGGGGAAAAAGAGAAGUCUAGAACUCCAUCCAUGCAGCCAUCCAUGACCUAUUGCUGUCAUCUGUAUGGUUUUAAAUGAUAGUUGGGAAAACCUGGGUUUAACCUUGUGCAUUAAAUAUAAAAAAUGUUGUGCUCAUCCCUGAAAGGCAGGGAACAAGGAGGCAUGUGUGAGCAUAAAAAGACCCAUUACUUAGUCAUGACCCACAGACGUGCAACUAGUGACAAUCUAGCUCUGCUUGUCACAAUAUGUGUGUUAAAGCAAAACUAUUCACCCUAAAGACUGAAUGCUUUUCAACCAACCAACAAAUAUAUUCCUUCCAGUUUCAGGCGUUCUCGUAUGGGGGAAUUUAUUGUCAUUGUACAACACAGUAAUGUAAUGAAGUGCAGUUUCAGUCUACAUGCUACAAACGACAAACAAAAAAUGGUAAAGUGUGGAGGAUGAUGUCUUCAGAUGGUGGGAAGAAGCUGCGCUGUAGUCAGGUGGCGGUAGAGUAGGAGGUACUUCCUGUUCUUGACAGAUGGAACAGGUUGGGGCUGGGGUGUUUUUAAAAAGUUUUCUUUUGAAUUCUUCUUUGGCACCCCAUGUUGUUCGGUAGAUGGGUACCUAUGUUUCUAGGCCAUGCACAUCCCAUGCCAGAUGAUGUUUCUUGAUCAUGCAAGGUUUUUGUGAUUCUGAUUCCGAUUCUGACUUCUUUAUUUUCUCCUUGGCUUUGCUCACGUUAAGUAGUAUGUUAUCUGAUAUUUUGUCUCCCUCAUGUUAUGGUGUACUUUAAUGUGCAGAAAUGUUUCUAUUUCUCUGUAACAUUUUCCGGUCCUGAUCAAUAAUGACAAAAAUAAAAAGUGAAUUAUGCAAGUGCA
Molecule: messenger RNA, 2355 nt
Organism: Eleginops maclovinus (Patagonian blennie)
Lineage: Eukaryota; Metazoa; Chordata; Actinopteri; Perciformes; Eleginopidae
Product: non-structural maintenance of chromosomes element 4 homolog A-like
Exons: 11
Coding region: 308-1348 (346 amino acids)
Biological process (GO): DNA repair
Cellular component (GO): nucleus; Smc5-Smc6 complex
Source: RefSeq, a predicted model, not a curated record